Messenger RNA from Schistocerca cancellata (South American locust), 984 nucleotides. RefSeq names its product buccalin-like. The coding region runs from base 1 to 984 and encodes 327 amino acids. The record is from RefSeq and is a predicted model, not a curated record. NCBI's taxonomy places the organism in Eukaryota, Metazoa, Arthropoda, Insecta, Orthoptera, Acrididae. The transcript has a single exon.
AUGAGAGGGGGGCUCGGGGCAUUAGGAAAGAUAGGUUAUAAGAAUGAGAGGGGGCUCGGGGCACUAGGAAAGAUAGGUUAUAGGAAUGAGAGGGGGCGCGGGGCACUAGGAAAGAUAGGUUAUAGGAAUGAGAGGGGGCUCGGGGCACUAGGAAAGAUAGGUUAUAGGAAUGAGAGGGGGCGCGGGGCACUAGGAAAGAUAGGUUAUAGGAAUGAGAGGGGGCUCGGGGCACUAGGAAAGAUAGGUUAUAGGAAUGAGAGGGGGCGCGGGGCACUAGGAAAGAUCGGUUAUAGGAAUGAGAGGGGGCUCGGGGCACUAGGAAAGAUAGGUUAUAGGAAUAAGAGGGGGCUCGGGGCACUAGGAAAGAUAGGUUAUAGGAAUAAGAGGGGGCUCAGGGCACUAGGAAAGAUAGGUUAUAGGAAUGAGAGGGGGCUCGGGGCACUAGGAAAGAUAGGUUAUAGGAAUGAGAGGGGGCUCGGGGCACUAGGAAAGAUAGGUUAUAGGAAUGAGAGGGGGCGCGGGGCACUAGGAAAGAUAGGUUAUAGGAAUGAGAGGGGGCUCGGGGCACUAGGAAAGAUAGGUUAUAGGAAUGAGAGGGGGCUCGGGGCACUAGGAAAGAUAGGUUAUAGGAAUGAGAGGGGGCUCGGGGCACUAGGAAAGAUAGGUUAUAGGAAUGAGAGGGGGCGCGGGGCACUAGGAAAGAUAGGUUAUAGGAAUGAGAGGGGGCUCGGGGCACUAGGAAAGAUAGGUUAUAGGAAUGAGAGGGGGCUCGGGGCACUAGGAAAGAUAGGUUAUAGGAAUGAGAGGGGGCGCGGGGCACUAGGAAAGAUAAGUUAUAGGAAUGAGAGGGGGCUCGGGGCACUAGGAAAGAUAGGUUAUAGGAAUGAGAGGGGGCUCGGGGCACUAGGAAAGAUAGGUUAUAGGAAUGAGAGGGGGCUCGGGGCACUUUGCGGAACAUCUUUUAACAGAAAACUGCCCACAUGA